AUGUUUUUUGAACCAAAUGAGUUAGAUUCUGAUGACAUGGGAUAUGCAAUGAGUAGACUUGAGACUGAAUCUGAUGCUGGAGAAGACUUUUCUGGAGUUGGUAGUAGUAGUCACAGAUCAGGUGAGCAUUUGGCAGGUUUAGACCAUGAGAUCAACCAGAUCACUAAGUUGAAGUCUAGUCCUCAUCAACGGUAUAGCCGUGUAGCUCCUGGGAGACAUGAGUUACCUGUUUCCACUGUGAGGAUGUUGGCUGGUCGAGAAAGUAAUUUCUCUGGAAGAGGAGGAAGGUUUUCCGCAGCUGAUUGUUGCCAUAUGUUAAGUAGAUACUUGCCUGUUAAAGGUCCUUGGCUUGUAGAUCAAAUGAACAGCCGAGCUUAUGUCUCUCAGUUUUCAACUGAUGGAUCUCUCUUUAUCGCUGGGUUUCAGGGAAGCCAUAUUCGGAUUUAUAAUGUAGACAAGGGUUGGAAAGUUCAAAAGGAUAUUCUUGCAAAAAGCUUGCGUUGGACUGUUACUGAUACUUCUCUGUCUCCUGAUCAGCGGAAUCUGGUUUAUGCAAGCAUGUCACCUAUUGUUCACAUUGUUGAUGUUGGCUCUGGUACAACCGAGUCUCAUGCAAAUGUUACGGAGAUACAUGAUGGUUUAGACUUCUCAACUGAUGAAGAUGGAGGGUACUCUUUUGGAAUAUUCUCUGUUAAAUUUUCAACGGAUGGACGAGAACUUGUUGCUGGGAGCAGUGAUGAUUCCAUUUAUGUAUAUGACCUUGAAGCAAAUCGAGUUUCUCUCCGGACUGUUGCACACACGUCUGAUGUAAAUACUGUGUGUUUUGCUGAUGAAAGUGGAAAUCUGAUUCUCUCUGGAGGUGAUGAUAAUCUCUGCAAGGUGUGGGAUAGGCGUUGUUUCAUUGGGAGAGAAAAGGCAGCUGGUGUUCUUGUAGGACACCUUGAAGGUGUUACAUUUAUCGAUAGCCGUGGAGAUGGUCGCUAUUUCAUAUCAAAUGGCAAAGACCAAACCAUCAAGUUAUGGGAUAUCAGAAAAAUGUCCUCAACACCACCUGCAACACAUGAGGUGCCUAGAAACUAUGAAUGGGAUUAUAGAUGGAUGGAGUAUCCUCCUGAAGCAAGAGAUCUAAAGCACCCUUUUGAUCAGUCAGUGUCCACAUAUAAAGGUCACUCAGUGUUGCGUACUCUUAUCCGUUGCUACUUCUCUCCAGUGCAUAGUACUGGCCAAAAGUACAUAUACACAGGUUCUAACGAUAGCUCUGUCUACAUAUAUGACUUGGUAAGUGGAGAUAAAAUGGCAGUGCUAAAGCACCAUAUUUCACCUGUGAGAGACUGUAAUUGGCAUCCUCAUUACCCGACGCUUAUAAGCUCGUCGUGGGACGGAGAUCUUGUGAAAUGGGAAUUUCCGGGGAGCGGUGAGGCGCCAAUCAUGAGCAAGAAGAGGGUUCGGAGGAGACAUUUAUACUACUGACCAUCUACAUCUAUACAUACUCAUUUAUGUGUGUGUCUCUGUAAGUUAAUAUGUAAAAUGUAGAGAGUACGAUGAUUGAUGGUAUAAACACAAGUGAGAAUCAUCAAAUAAGGCUUUUAACGUUAAAAAGCUAUAUUGCUAUGGUGUAUGUUGUUUUAAGGAAAAGUAUCAUUCGUGUACCAAAAUAAUAAAGUAGUCUUCUCUUCUCUAACCAUUUUUUUAAAAAGUUAUAUUUAUAUGUUCUAA
Eruca vesicaria subsp. sativa (arugula) is the source of this 1716-nucleotide messenger RNA. Lineage: Eukaryota; Viridiplantae; Streptophyta; Magnoliopsida; Brassicales; Brassicaceae. The record is from the annotation of a GenBank genome assembly.